CUUGAGGCAGAGAACUAGAUACACGUGUAAUAAUAUGUGGUAUGUGAAAAUCUGAGAUUCGCAAAGGAUAAGGAAGAAGUUCCAGUUGAGCCGAAGGAAGAACGAAAUUUCAAUCUUCUUGAUUAGCUUUGAAAUGGAUAUUCACACACACAUUUCAAUACCCACAACUUUUAUAUCCCAUCGUUUCUCUUCACCAACCCAAACUUUAUCAUCCUCUUCUUUCCAUUCCUAUUUCCCCUUCAAAUUUGUAGUAUGUUCCAAAAGGGACGAUCAAUCUCAAACAAACGCCGAUAACAAUGGUGAUAAAUCAUCAACGGAUUGGGACAAGGCAUGGUCAAACUUCAAGAAGCAGGGAAAAAAAACUCUCUUCUCAAAUUUUUCUCCAAAUAAAUAUGUGAGCUGGAAUCCUAGGCGUUCAGAUUUUCCACUUUCUGAAGAGGUUGAUCCUAUCAAGAGAACAGAAAGAUCAAACCUUAAGUUCUGGACUAGUCCUACUUUUACUUUAGGUGGGGCACUUAUUAUUCUCAUAGUUCUUUUGUUGUACACCCUUCAAGCACCAAUCAACAAGUAAUUUAACUAUAGAAUUUGGAAGUGUCAAAGUAUUUGUCUCAUACAAAAUGCAUAUUAUUGUAAUUGAUGGCUUCUCCUGUUUCUAUUCCUGUUCUAUUGCUUCUUCCACUUGAGUCCUUGACACAAUUUCUGUCCUCGGACUUGUUAUUCUCUUUUCAUACAUUAUGCUAAUAAUUAGUGUUUGUUUACAUA
Medicago truncatula (barrel medic) is the source of this 762-nucleotide messenger RNA. RefSeq lists its product as uncharacterized. The coding region runs from base 134 to 571 and encodes 145 amino acids. The record is from RefSeq and is a predicted model, not a curated record. Lineage: Eukaryota; Viridiplantae; Streptophyta; Magnoliopsida; Fabales; Fabaceae. The transcript is spliced from 2 exons.